UCCCCCGCAACUCCAACCCUCGCUGAUAUAAAAUCAAGCAGGCGGCCGAAUCCCUCUCUUCUCCUUAGCCUCUUUUUCCCCAUCAAUAACUCAUCACCCAUGUCUGACACCCCAGAAACGAUCCUAGUUCAUCCAGUUGGAUCAAGAGUCGCCAAAGGUUCAAAGAAACCUCACGUAGGACCUGAUCGUGAUGCCUACCACAGCGCUCACUUGCAGACCCUCGGAGAGCACAGUGAUCACUGGUGGGCCAAGACCGCUCGAGAAACCCUCCAUUGGGACCGUGAUUUCCAUACCGUUCGUUCAGGCGGAUUCGAAGAUGGCAAUAUCGCUUGGUUCGUAGAAGGGCAGCUGAAUGCCUCGUACAACUGUGUCGAUAGAUGGGCAUUCAAACAUCCAAACAAGACUGCGAUCAUCUACGAGGCUGAUGAGCCUAAUGAGCACCAAUACAUCUCCUACAAGCAACUCCAUAUCGAAGUAUGCCGAGUCGCGAACGUCUUGAAACAGUUGGGAGUGAAGAAAGGCGAUACCGUAUCCAUCUACUUACCCAUGACAUGGUAUUCUAUCGCGGCUUUCUUGGCUUGCGCGCGAAUCGGUGCUAUACAUUCCGUUGUAUUCGCUGGGUUCUCGUCCGAAUCCCUUCGAGAUCGGAUCGUGGAUUGCAAAUCCAAAGUCCUUAUCACCUCUGAUGAAGGUCGUCGUGGUGGAAAGUCUAUCGCAACUAAAGCGAUUGUUGACGUUGCGCUCGCUUCUCCGGAAUGUAAAGGGAUCGUAGAGAAGGUCCUCGUUCUGCAGAGGACGGGAGGACAGGUUAACAUGGUCGCUGGGAGGGAUCUGUGGUGGCAUGAAGAGACCGAAAAGGUUCCAGGGUAUUGUCCGUGCGAGGCCAUGAACGCCGAGGAUCCAUUAUUCAUUCUCUAUACCUCGGGCUCGACUGGAAAACCGAAAGGUGUUGUCCAUACCACUGGAGGUUACUUACUCUGCGCUGCUCUCACUGUCAAGUACGUUUUCGAUGUCCAUCCCGAUGACAAUUUUGCUUGCAUGGCGGAUAUCGGUUGGAUCACUGGGCAUACGUACAUCGUCUACGGCCCUCUCGCCAAUGGCGUAUCCACCACAGUCUUCGAGUCUACCCCCGUCUACCCUACGCCGAGUAGAUACUGGGAGACUGUAGCGAAACAUAAAAUUACCCAAUUCUACUCUGCGCCUACCGCGAUUAGGUUGUUGAGGAGAUUAGGCCACCAACACGUCGAACCUCACGACCUCUCAACGCUUCGUAUCCUCGGAUCCGUAGGGGAACCCAUCAACCCCGAAGCAUGGACUUGGUACCACGAACAUGUGGGAAGGAAAGAAUGUUCGAUCGUCGAUACGUUCUGGCAAACAGAAACCGGCUCCAUCGUCAUCACUCCUUUCCCAGGAGCUAUCUCCACCAAGCCCGGCUCAGCUACCGUCCCAUUCUUCGGCAUCCACCCUGAGCUUUUGGAGCCUACUUCGGGCAAAGAACUCGAAGGAGAGACGGAGGGUGUGUUGGUGUUGAAGAAACCAUGGCCGUCUAUUGCGAGGACGAUUUGGGGAGAUCAUAAGAGGUACCUGGAUGUUUAUAUGAAGCCUUACCCCGGCUACUUCUACACUGGCGACGGCGCUGCUCGCGAUGCUGACGGCUACAUCUGGAUCAAAGGCCGAGUUGAUGAUGUUAUCAAUGUUUCUGGGCAUCGUUUAUCGACCGCUGAAAUCGAGAGCGCGUUGAUCCUUCACAAGGGUGUGGCAGAGACGGCUGUCAUUGGUACGAAUGACGAGUUGACUGGCCAGGCGGUUUAUGCGUUUGUCACGAUGAAACCGGAAUUCACAUACGACGCUGCAGAUGAGGCUUCGUUGAUCAAGGAGCUCGUUAUUCAAGUUCGGAAAACGAUUGGACCGUUCGCGGCGCCGAAGAAGGUUUAUAUUGUUAGCGAUCUACCGAAGACGAGGAGCGGGAAGAUCAUGCGCCGAAUUAUGCGUAAGAUUGUUGCAGGUGAAGGAGACCAACUGGGUGAUCUGUCUACGGUUGCGGAGCCGGGUGUGGUGGACGUCAUUAAAAAGAAGGUUGCUGAGACCAAUUAAUGGCACAAUGGACGAAAUGAGAAGGGUGUAUGUGUGUGUGCCUUGAGCUUAGGCCACCGUUGAACCAGAAGUUCGAAAUAGAUGCAAAAGGAGAUGUAUAUGUAUUUUGUUUUUGGUUGAUUUAUUUCUGUCUCUGUAUGAUAAAAUAUCCACCGUAUUGGUAAUAAGCCGUUAUAACGGUACUAGUGUCGAUUAGUGUACUCAAUCACAAAUUCGUUAAGACACUUGAG
Molecule: messenger RNA, 2324 nt
Organism: Marasmius oreades (fairy-ring Marasmius)
Lineage: Eukaryota; Fungi; Basidiomycota; Agaricomycetes; Agaricales; Marasmiaceae
Gene: ACS1
Product: acetyl-CoA synthetase
Exons: 9
Coding region: 100-2094 (664 amino acids)
Cellular component (GO): cytosol
Molecular function (GO): acetyl-CoA synthetase activity; AMP binding
Source: RefSeq, a predicted model, not a curated record